UUUUGGAGCACUGCUAAUAUACAGCUCUGUGAUCAACACUGCUUGCUAAAGUUCUGACGUGUCACGAUACAGAAAGAAUGGAUUAAACAAAAUGACAUUUAAAUUGGGUCAGAGAGUUAUAUAAUAAACAAUCAUCUUUACUUCUUUCACUUGUCUCUUCUGAUUGAAAUAGAUGUAUUCAUUAAAAGCUUGUUGGUCCACUGAAACUGAAUAGCUGACUGUAUCUUCAACAAGAGAAAAAGAAAAUAGCUGUCUGCUCGUAAUGCUUUGUUUAUGUGUGAUGAGCAAACAUCUUUUGUUACAGAUUGUGCUGAUUAUUCCUGAAAGUUUACAACAUUUACUGAUGAUAUUAAACGCACCAGUUUUCAUUCAAAUACCAUCAACUGAAAGCGGAACAUUAUAACUCUGCACAUCCACCGUCGGAACUUAACAGUGUGACAUCCAGCGGAAGUAAACAAACACUACAGCUGUUAGCAGCGUUAGCUCUGUGCACGUGACGUUAUUGAAUGAAGUGAAGACGGUAUUGUAGCGGUGACACAGUUAAUUAUUUCAUUUGUAAUUAAGCAACAAUGUCUUCAGUUGAGUGUUUGAGAGAGUUUGUCAACGAGCGACUAAAUGCUGCUGCUGAAGAAAUAUUUGGAGUUUUUCAAAAAACUAUCGUCGAGUACGAAGAAGAGAUCUCUCGUCAGCGCAAACUGCUGGAUAUCGUUUGGAAACCUGAAAUAAAGUUACACAGGAUAGAUCUCCAACAGCAACAUGUCUGUAAGGAGGAAGAGGAGGAGGUUCUCACUGACAGUGAACCAGAACCUGAAAGUGACUACAAUGAACCAGAACCUGAAAGUGACCACAGUGAACCAGAACCUGAAAGUGACCACCAGCUGCUGUUGAACAACUUUUAUGCAGCUGAGAGCCAAGAUCAGAAAGGAUACAAGCAUGAAGACUCUACUAGAGAUGUAGAGUCAGAACAAAACAAUCAACAAUAUGAAAACAAAAGUCACAGUAACAUUGUCUACAAACCUAACUUGUCAGGGGCUGACAGUAAUAUUCACAAACAGUCUUUUAAAUGUAACACUUGUGGAAAGGAUUAUAAGUAUAAGUCAUGUCUUCUGAGACACAUGAGAAUACACACAGGUGAGAAGCCGUACCUUUGCAACACCUGUGGGAAAACAUUCAGUGACGUGUCAGCAUUGAAAAAGCAUCAGAGAAGACACACAGGUGAGAAGCCGUACCUUUGCAAAACAUGUGGGAAAAGAUUUUGUACCAGUGACUCAUUGAAAAUACAUCAAAGAGUUCACACAAGUGAAAAGCCGUAUACUUGCACAACAUGUGGGAAAGCUUUCACACAGGGAUAUCAUUUGACACUACACAGACGCAUCCACUCAUGUGAGAAGCCGUAUGUUUGCACAACAUGUGGGAAAGCUUUCACACAGGGACAUAGAUUGAAAGUACACAGACGGAUCCACACAGGUGAGAGGCCGUACUUUUGCAACACCUGUGGGAAAAGAUUCAGUACACAUGGCUCACUGAAAAUGCAUGAGAGAAUCCACACAGGUGAGAAGCCGUAUGUUUGCACAACAUGUGGGAAAGCUUUCACACAGGGACAUAGAUUGAAAGUACACAGACGGAUACACACAGGUGAGAAGCCGUACCUUUGCAAAACCUGUGGGAAAACAUUCAGUGACGUGUCAGCAUUGAAAAAGCAUCAGAGAAUUCACACAGGUGAGAAGCCGUACCUUUGCAAAACCUGUGGGAAAACAUUCAGUGACGUGUCAACAUUGAAAAAGCAUCAGAGAAUUCACACAGGUGAGAAGCCAUAUGUUUGUACAACAUGUGGGAAAGCUUUCACACAGGGAUAUCAUUUGAAAGUACACAGACACAUCCACACAGGUGAGAAGCCGUAUGUUUGUGCAACGUGUGGGAAAGCUUUCAGACAGGGAUAUCAUUUGAAAGUACACAGACGCAUCCACACAGGUGAGAAGCGUACACUGCAACACAUGUUUGAGAAAACAUUGCUACAGGAUCUGAUUGAAAAAGCAUCGUGA
This is a messenger RNA of Larimichthys crocea (large yellow croaker), 2042 nucleotides long. Its product is annotated as zinc finger protein 883-like. Bases 570 to 2042 code for a protein of 490 amino acids. Gene Ontology annotation, cellular component: nucleus. The transcript has 5 exons. Gene Ontology annotation, biological process: regulation of transcription by RNA polymerase II. Gene Ontology annotation, molecular function: DNA-binding transcription factor activity, RNA polymerase II-specific; RNA polymerase II cis-regulatory region sequence-specific DNA binding. NCBI's taxonomy places the organism in Eukaryota, Metazoa, Chordata, Actinopteri, Sciaenidae. The record is from RefSeq and is a predicted model, not a curated record.